GAGCAGAGGAGAGGAAAAAUGAGAUAGAAAAUGGAAGGACCCACGUAGCUCUCUUCCUAUUGGCUACAAUAUAGAUAUAGAUAAAAUAUACAAGGGGUACAACAUGAACCAGCCAUUAAUCUGCAUUUUAGAGUUACCAGUGAAUUGAAACUAAGGCCUUUCAUAUCAUAUCAAACUGUCACAGGUUUCAAAGAUUGUCAAUAAUUCUCCAUCAGCAUACUCCUUUGCUCUUUCUGGAUGUAUAAGAGACAACAACAACAGGACCAAGGCCUUCUUACCAACACUCUCUGUUAUUCCCUUCUUAUUUGUGUCAAAUAAUGGCUGUCGGAUCAAUUACUUCCCUUAUCAUCAUACCCUCCUCAUCUGCUAGAUUUCUCAACCACAUCAAUAACCACCAUGGCCAAUUUUCAUCAUCUUCACUGCUACAAGUCCAGGGGCCUUUGCAAAAGCAGCUUCAAGGAUUCAGAGUAAUCCCUUUACCUUACUAUCAUAACCAUUAUCCUCAUCAUCAUCAACCCCACGGCAUAAGUUACAUCAAUGGAACCAAACUCACCGAUACUGACAACACCCCAUCUGUGUUUGCUUCUGCAGCUUCCUCCAGUUCUACAGUUUCAAGCAUUGGCAGCGAAACCGGCUCGGGGUUGUCUUUGGAAGUUAGAGAGAUAAAGGAGAGGUACAAGAAGUGGCAAUGGAGAGGCCACACCAUUAAUUACUUGGUUCAUUGCACAGACGAAGACCGCCCUCCUCUCCUCCUUGUUCAUGGCUUUGGUGCCUCUGUUGCUCAUUGGCGCAGGAACAUUUUGACACUCUCUCAAAGUUACACCGUUUAUGCAAUUGACCUUCUUGGAUUUGGCGCUUCUGAUAAGCCCUUAGGCUUUCCAUAUACCAUGGAAGUAUGGGCUCAGCUAAUAUUAGAUUUCUUGGAUGAAAUUAUUCAAAAACCAACUGUACUGAUUGGGAACUCCAUCGGAAGUCUUGCUUGUGUUAUUGCUGCCUCGGAGUCUUCUCAUUCUCUGGUCCGAGCCCUUGUUCUCUUGAACUGUGCGGGUGGCAUGAACAAUAAGGCUAUUGUCGAUGAUUGGAGAAUUAAACUGUUGUUACCUCUGCUUUGGCUUAUUGACUUCUUGUUGAACCAAAAGGGAAUUGCUUCCUUCAUCUUCGAGCGAGUCACACGAAGAGAGAAUCUGAAGAACAUCUUGUUGUCCGUGUAUGGAAAUAAGGACUUUGUCGAUGAUGAUCUGGUAGAAAUCAUCAGAGAGCCAGCACAGGGUGAGGAAGCGCUUGAUGCUUUUGUGUCGAUUGUGACUGGCCCGCCAGGGCCGAGCCCUGUGCAGUUGAUGCCGAGGAUCAACUUACCGGUGCUAGUUUUAUGGGGUGAUCAAGACACGCUCACCCCUCUUGACGGUCCUGUUGGGAAAUACUUCUCGUCCCUGCCUGCUCAACUACCGAAUAUAAGCCUCUUCAUUUUGGAAGGAGUUGGACACUGUCCGCACGAUGACAGACCGGACUUGGUACAUGAGAAGCUGCUUCCUUGGCUGGAUCUUCUUCCUGCUUUGUAAGGCACUGUUUUCAAGUUCGAUUCACAUAAAUAAGAAAAAUAGGAUAACAUCAUAUGAAACAAAUGUGCAAACACUCAUUUUUGUCAACUGUUAUCAAAUUCCAGAAACCACAUUCAUUGAUCCAUUACCAUCAAUGGUCAAGAUUAACUUCUUUUUGAAGGUUU
Camellia sinensis is the source of this 1723-nucleotide messenger RNA. RefSeq names its product alpha/beta-Hydrolases superfamily protein. Gene Ontology annotation, molecular function: chlorophyllase activity. Lineage: Eukaryota; Viridiplantae; Streptophyta; Magnoliopsida; Ericales; Theaceae. Gene Ontology annotation, cellular component: chloroplast. The record is from RefSeq and is a predicted model, not a curated record. Gene Ontology annotation, biological process: chlorophyll metabolic process.